Lindgomyces ingoldianus is the source of this 902-nucleotide messenger RNA. RefSeq lists its product as uncharacterized. The transcript has a single exon. Lineage: Eukaryota; Fungi; Ascomycota; Dothideomycetes; Pleosporales; Lindgomycetaceae. The record is from RefSeq and is a predicted model, not a curated record. The coding region runs from base 181 to 687 and encodes 168 amino acids.
CACUCUCAAUCAUCGACUUCGCACACAGGCGAAUCCGUCGUCUGCACAACAGGAACAUUGUUCGCAGAUUAGCCCAUGUAUGGCCCGGCAUAAUGGCGUGGAUACAAUGUCCGGAUUCUCGCCCGUACGGAAAAUACCCCAGAAUAUGAUGUUACCCGACGUAUCUGCCACCUCUUAUCCAUGGACACUGCUAAGGAUAUCCUGCAACUACGAGCAAUUGGAUUUGACAAAAGGGGGAAGCACCACAGUUUCCUCGGGGUCAUUGGUUUCGGUCCUCCAUUCUCUGGUGACUUGUCGACAUAUUUGGCAAAUCUCUCAUGGUUAAUCGCACGCUACUUUUCUCUCCAGCGAAUCGUGGUAGUGAAGGAGGGGAGGCGAAGGAGGGAAGCCCGGGUGCGUUUGCUUACACCCCUUCAUUCGCCCAACAGUCACCGCCACGGUUGCUGGAGUAUCAGUCGUCGAGAAACGCAUUGCGAUCAAGUCCAUCUAAGCCUUAGUCAUCUCAAUCGUAGCGACAACUACCACUCUGCUCAGAUAUCCGACUUACGAAUUGAGUUUCCCGGGCGUUGCCUUGCAGGGCUAUUGGGUGUCGUCGAACGAGAACCAAGUAAUUUGGUGAACCACACCUUGGCCACCUGGAACACGACGAAGGGUUACAGGCGUGGAGCCUCUGCGAAAUGUCCUUAACCCCCCUGAGCUGUCUUCUGGGCUCUUUUGUUCUUUUAUUCUAAACCAGAGAUUAUCUGGUGGUCAUGGUAUGUCCACCUGCCCUGUUCCUUGUGGAAUGUCAAGUAUUUCCUGGCGAGGACCCACAAAGCAUGGGGAUGGCGUUGCCAGCACCGGUGGGUAGCUAUCGCCUUCGAUCUAUUUGGGUCGCAUAAUGAGAGUCUAGGCGUGAUAUU